AUGGACGCUGCGGCGCCCUCAGGCCCCCCGGCCACCCCAGGCCCUCUGACUCACCUGAACCUGCCGGGCGGAGCGGACGGGCGGAGCCUCGCAGGCAGCUGGACCAGGUCACCCCCGGAAGGCACUGCAGUCGUGAGGGAAGGUGUGCGUCUGUGCCUCCAGCAACGAUGUGAGCAGACAGUGCGGAUCCUCCAUGCCAAAGUGGCCCAGAAGUCAUAUGGAAAUGAGAAGCGGUUCUUCUGCCCCCCGCCUUGUGUCUACCUCUCAGGGCCAGGCUGGAGGGUGAAGCCAGUGCAAGGCCAAGUGUGCCAGGUCGGGGAGGCAGGGUCCACAGUCUGCGGCUUCAUGGGGCUGGAUGGAGCGUCUGGCAGUGCCGCGGAGACGCAGAAACUGAAUUUUGAAGAGCAGCCGGACUCCAGGGAGUUUGGAUGUGCCAAGUCCCUGUACAUCUCAGACGCAGACAAGAGGAAACACUUCCGCUUAGUGCUGCGGCUGGUGCUCAGAGGAGGCGGCGAGCUGGGCACUUUCCACAGCCGCCUCAUCAAGGUCAUCUCGAAGCCCUCACAGAAGAAGCAGUCGCUGAAGAACACUGAUCUGUGCAUCUCCUCUGGCUCAAAAGUGUCCCUCUUCAACCGCCUGCGCUCCCAGACGGUGUCUACUCGCUACCUCUCUGUGGAGGAUGGGGCCUUUGUAGCCAGUGCUCGACAGUGGGCUGCCUUCACACUGCACUUGGCUGAUGAACACUGUUCCCAGGGGGACUUCCCACCUCGAGAAGGCUACGUCCGCUAUGGCUCCUUGGUGCAACUUGUCUGCACCGUCACAGGCGUCACACUACCUCCAAUGAUCAUCCGAAAAGUAGCCAAACAGUGUGCCCUCCUUGAUGUGGAUGAACCCAUUUCUCAGCUGCACAAGUGCGCGUUCCAGUUCCCAGGUGAUCCUCCAGGAGGGGGUGGCAGUUACUUAUGUCUCGCCACAGAGAAGGUGGUGCAAUUCCAGGCCUCCCCCUGCCCCAAAGAGGCUAACCGAGCACUGCUCAAUGACAGCUCAUGCUGGACCAUCAUUGGCACCGAGUGUGUGGACUUCUCCUUCAGCACCAGCUUGUCCUGUAUCCACGAGCCGGUCACACCUGUGCCCCUCAUCAGCACCCUGGAGCUCAGUGGUGGGGGCGACGUGGCCACCCUGGAGCUCCAUGGGGAGAACUUCCACGCAGGACUCAAGGUGUGGUUCGGGGAUGUGGAGGCCGAGACCAUGUACAGGAGCCCGCGAUCCCUGGUGUGCGUGGUGCCCGACGUGGCCGCUUUCGGAAGUGACUGGCGCUGGCUGCGCGCCCCCAUCUCUGUGCCUGUGAGCCUGGUGCGGGCUGACGGCCUCUUCUACCCCAGCGCCUUUUCCUUCAGCUACACCCCGGAGUACAGCGCCCGGCCCAGCUCCCCAGGGGCCCCAGAGGCCGCAGCUGAUGCAGACGCGCUGCUGGAGAGCAUCCAUCACGAGUUCACUCGAACCAACUUCCACCUCUUCAUCCAGACCUAAACCGCGCUUGCCCUGGCGGUUGCACCCUAGCCUGGCCCCGGGAGGGGUGACUUUCUGUGCCCCAGACCCUGCUCUUCUCCCUUUUGCUUUGGGGGAGUGACAGGUUCGCUCUAACCAGCAGAAAGCUCCCACAGAAACCCAGCCCUGCGGGAUUCCAGCCAGAAGAGGAUAGCUGAGCCAGGCUCUCUUGGUUUCCAGUAGCGAAGAUGGUUCGCCUUGGUCUCUGUUUUGCGCUCUAAAUGAAGCAGUCUUUCUAGUUCAAGCUCUGUAGAUCUAUUUGUGUUCCAGACCCUCCGUCAUGGUCUCUCUCUCUCUUCUGGUUUCAUGACAGCUCCACACACUCUGCCUUUACUCUCUAAGUUGCAACCACUCCUCCUGAAGAGAAACAAUUUCAAACCCCAAAUAUUGGGUCCUGUCUCAGGAAGCAUGGGUUCUGUCUGGAGCAUUAAAUCUGACCAGGAGCACUGCAUCCCAUCAGAAGCAUCAGGUCUCAGUGUGGAACAUUGGAUCCUGCUCAGAUCAUUCUGGAACUGGGAAGCUCUGCCCUGGAGCCCAGGGUUCCUUCCUGAAGCACCAAGACCUGCCCCUUCUUGUCCUCUCUCUGUGGCUGGAGCCAGGCACACAGGAGCCUUGCCUGCAUUUUGCUCUCUGACCCACAGCUAUGUGACUGUGCAGAUGCUUAGGGGCAGAAAUCAGAUCUUGCUAACUUAAAUGUCCACCAGCAGCGCUCCUAGGAUGCAGUCUGAAGCUCAGGCAUUCCUCUGCCCUGUUGGCAUUGACUCUGUCCAGUCUGGUCUGCAGGACUGGCGCUCAGUGUGCUUCCUCCUUACUCUCACACACAGAGGAAAGGGAUGACAAGUUCACUAGCACAGAAAGGAUGCCACUCCCCCCCCAUUCUUUAUCUCAAGAAGAAAUGGGGUGCAGAUGCUACUGGCACCCCUAAGCCCCAUCCCUGCCCUAGUGCCAGUUCCAGAGAUAUGAGGGGCCCUCCUAACUGUCACCUCAUUCUGAGCCAAUAUGCACCCCAAGCUCAGAAACCAACAACACAAAUAUUUCCCACAUCAACUCUGGGCAGAACUCCUGGGAUCACUUGUUAAUUAUAACUCGGCUGAAAAUAGAAAUUCUCUGCAUGGGCCCCAGGGUCAAACCAUGUUCCCUGCCCAGUCACUCUGCCCACCCUCACAGUAGUCUGUGUCUACAGAAGCAGAAAAGCAGGCAGGUCCUGGCUGCUUGAAUUUUUGGAACCAAGGACACAGAUAUUACAGUUGCUAGGUCCCUUGCACCAGUCCCUCAUGGUGCAGGUCUGAAAUGUGGGUUCAGGUCUCUCAACUCUCCACCCUGGGCUCUUAACAGAACUCUGAGGAAGUGCUUAUUUCUUUCACAACUCUUUCCCCAGAACAUGGAAAGCCCCAUGAGAAAAAAGCAUAAUAUCUUCUAAGAGGAAAGAAAUAGCGUUUCCUCAAUUAAGACAAUGAUGAGAUACCACUUCACUCCUGUGAGAAUGCCAUACAUCAGAAAAGGUAGCAGCAGCAAAUGCUGGAGGGGUUGUGGGGACAAAGGAACCCUCCUGCACUGCUGGUGGGAAUGUAACUUUGUCCAAGCCCUGUGGAGAGCAGUCUGGAGAACUCUCAGGAGGCCAGAAGUGUACCUAUCCUAUAACCUUGCAAUUCCUCUCUUGGGGAUAUAUCCGAAGGAACCAAACACAUCAUCCAAAAAGAUCUGUGUACACCUAUGUUCAUAGCAGCACAAUUUGUAAUAGCCAAAACCUGAAAGCAACCCAGGUGUCCAACAACAGAUGUGUGGCUGAGUAAGCUGUGGUCUAUAUACACAAUGGAAUACUACUCAGCUAUUAAAAACGAUUUCAUCUUUUUCAGUCCAUUUUAGAUGGAGCUUGAAGGAAUCUUAUUGUUAAAUAAGAUAAAUCACAAACAGAAGGAUGAAUAUGAGAUUAUCUUACUCAUAGGCAGAAAUUAAAAAACAAGGUCAGAAGAGAAAACACUAAGCAGAACUUGGACUGGAGUUGGUGUAUUGCACCAAAGUAAAAGACUCUGGGGUAAGUGGCGGGGAGGAUUCAGGUCCUGGAACAUAAUAGCAGAGGACCUAGUGGGGGUUGUAUUGUUGUGUGGAAAACUGAUAAAUGUUACCCAUGUACAAACUAUUAUAUUUACUGUGGACUGUAAAACAUUAAUCCCACAGUGAAUAAAUUAAAAAAAAAAAAAGACAUUCCAAAGUCUUGGCUAAAUUUUGUCAUUGGCUGCAAAAUCAGACUGAAACCCACUCUUAUAGGAAACAACAGGGUUAUUCAAAACCCCUUAGAACAUAUGCUGC
Messenger RNA from Erinaceus europaeus (western European hedgehog), 3858 nucleotides. RefSeq names its product recombination signal binding protein for immunoglobulin kappa J region like (gene RBPJL). Gene Ontology annotation, molecular function: RNA polymerase II cis-regulatory region sequence-specific DNA binding; DNA-binding transcription activator activity, RNA polymerase II-specific. The transcript has 12 exons. Gene Ontology annotation, biological process: regulation of transcription by RNA polymerase II. Gene Ontology annotation, cellular component: nucleus. The record is from RefSeq and is a predicted model, not a curated record. The coding region runs from base 1 to 1530 and encodes 509 amino acids. NCBI's taxonomy places the organism in Eukaryota, Metazoa, Chordata, Mammalia, Eulipotyphla, Erinaceidae.